AUGAGAGACGACUGCUUUUAUUUUAUGACUUCCGUUUGCGCCAGGGGAAACAGCUGCACAUACAGGCACAGCAUGGCUGCCAAGCAGAGCAGCGUUGUUUGCAGCAGCUGGAAAGCCGGCGUAGAGUGCAACGAGCCUUGCCCCUACAGACACUCCGAGUAUCAGCAGAAAGAUAAGGAAAAAGGAAGCACUGUGUGCUACUGGGAGACGCACGGAGGAUGCAAGAAGGCAGACUGUCCGUUUGUGCAUCUGCAGAGAGCCCACAGCCAGCCGUGUCUUUUGGACAUUCAGAAGCUGAACUACGAGCUGGAAGAGCUGAACAUCCGCGACUAUGAAGCAGAAAAGCCGAUUAUCGUAAAGAGCAUAGCCGAGCUGAUGCAGGAGCUGAAAGAGAUUGAGGGAAUAUUUCAUAUUUAA
This is a messenger RNA of Nematocida minor, 417 nucleotides long. RefSeq lists its product as uncharacterized. Bases 1 to 417 code for a protein of 138 amino acids. NCBI's taxonomy places the organism in Eukaryota, Fungi, Microsporidia. Gene Ontology annotation, molecular function: metal ion binding. The record is from RefSeq and is a predicted model, not a curated record. The transcript has a single exon.